Diachasmimorpha longicaudata is the source of this 1746-nucleotide messenger RNA. It is a transcript of the gene mRpL38, whose product is annotated as large ribosomal subunit protein mL38. NCBI's taxonomy places the organism in Eukaryota, Metazoa, Arthropoda, Insecta, Hymenoptera, Braconidae. The transcript has 4 exons. The record is from RefSeq and is a predicted model, not a curated record. Bases 53 to 1252 code for a protein of 399 amino acids. Gene Ontology annotation, cellular component: mitochondrial large ribosomal subunit.
AUCAGGUAGGAAUCGGCUUCGGCAACUCGUGGACCGAGGUUUGUUGUUGAUCAUGGCCAGUCGAAUUUUUAAUUGUUUAAAGAGGGAUUUAAUCCCUGCGGGAGUUCAGCAAGUGAGAAAUGGACAUCUGAUGAGGGGAAAACCCGUGGGAGUUGCCAGGACAUUGGCACAAAGGCUCGCAGAAUUGAAUGCCAAGGAUCCAGAACUCAGUUUCAGAGUUGAUAUUGGGUUCAAACCCAAGAAGGUCUCGAGGGCUGAGAUGUCAGCUGGUUUUCUUGAGAAUGUGAAGGAGAAUAGGAAGAAUCCGGAGAUGGAGAAGAAGGCUCGGCGAAAAGAAUUAUUGAUUGACCUAAAAGCAUCAAAAGAGGACUGGUGGCAAACUGAUGCUCCAAGCCACAUAAAAACAAUAGCAGAGCAUUACGGUAUCUUCAACGACCUUUAUGGAGAUGCGUACUUUUACCCCACAAUUCCUUUAGAGAUCAAAUACGAGUUGAAUGAGGAAACGAUAGCACCUGUUCACAGAGGGAAUUUAUUAAAGCCGAAUGAGGUGAAAAAUAUUCCCUUUGUCAAAUAUACCGCUGAGCCAGACUCUCUUUGGACACUUCUUCUCACAACCCCUGAUGGGAAUUUGACGAAUAGAGAGCUAGAGUACUGUCACUGGUUCGUUGGAAAUAUUCCUGGGGAUCAAGUUGAUAAGGGAGACGUUCUGAUUGAUUACAUGAUGCCCAUUCCAGCGCGUGGCUUAGGCUAUUGUAGAUACAUCUUUGUGCUUUAUAAACAAGAGAAAAAGAUUGAUCUCUCGGAGUAUAAGAAGAUACAGCCGUGUUUGGAGCUGGAACAACGCAAUUGGAGGACUAGGGACUUCUACAAGAAACAUCAGGAUGUUCUCACUCCUGCGGGCUUAUCUUUCUAUCAAGCUGAUUGGGACGACAGUGUUCAGGAGUUUUAUCACCGCAGUUUACAAAUGAAAGCUCCAAUCUUCGAGUACGAUUUUCCAUCUCCCUACAUUCGCCCUCAAGAGUGGUUUCCCAAAGGCAAACCCUUCAAUUUAUACAUGGAUAAAUAUCGAGAUCCUAAGGACAUCAAUAAAGACUUUCUACUGAGGAAAUUCAAAGAGAUCAACCCCUUCAAAGAAACGAAACCAAAAUACAAGUAUCCCAAUGCCCAGCCAAUAAAGAACACACCUUCGUGGCUGGUACUUGAGAAGAGAAAGGAGCGUUUGGGUUGGGGGCGUGUCAAUGAAAUUAAAUAAUUUAUUGAUAAGUACUGAAAAUAAAUAUUGUUAUGGAUAAAGUAUGAAUAAUUGGACAAUUUAUCACUGGUAUCGAAUAUUUGCUUCGACGAUUUGCUGGCUACGAUUCUUUAUAUCCUCACGAGUGAAGACUGAUGUAUCGAUCACUUCGUGCUCCACAACGAUUCCUGUAUGAAAUAUGAAAAUUGAAGAAAGGAAUAUUUGAUAUGAUGGACUAUGUCUGGGGAUGAUGGAGGGAAUCAGGUCAGAAGUUCACUUUUGAAUUAUUUUCUCACGUAAUUACUGAGUGAUUGCUGAACUUUGAGAGCAAAUGAUUGGAUUGAAAAUUGGUAUAACAUUGUUCCAAUAAUUAUAUCAGUUUUUUUCGAUGGAAAUCUUCGAUAAGAAUAUUUUUUUCCAAAAAUCAAUGGAAUUUAAAUUUUAUAUAAGAAUUAAUCCAUUGAGAUUAUUUCUAUGGACUUUUCACGUAAUAAACGAAUAGAGUGAAAAUGAAA